This is a messenger RNA of Haliotis rubra (blacklip abalone), 557 nucleotides long. RefSeq lists its product as uncharacterized. The coding region runs from base 1 to 435 and encodes 144 amino acids. The transcript is spliced from 4 exons. NCBI's taxonomy places the organism in Eukaryota, Metazoa, Mollusca, Gastropoda, Lepetellida, Haliotidae. The record is from RefSeq and is a predicted model, not a curated record.
AUGUCAUCACAGUGCGGCACUGAGCGGUGUACAGCGAAUACUAACAGUGACGUCAUAGACCGAAACAGUGGAUGUGACGUCAUAGACAGAAACAGUGGAUAUGACGUCAUAGAAUGGUUCCAUGACAACAUCGAUGGUUCCCAGUCAGUCACCGACAAAACUUGGUGGUGUUCACACGUACAUUUGUUGCUCUUGCGCAACUUCAAAUUUGUUGCUGGUCUGUGUCUGUUUGCUCAAGUCUUCAUCUCAUCCAAAUAUCAGAUGAAGAUGUAUCCAGAAGAACGGCGGAAGAGUAGGAAAUUACUCUCCCCCAUACUCGAGGCGAAUGAGCGUCAAUCUAACCCUCCCAGUCCAAGAACUCCAGAACUACAUCACGUUUUACUUGUUCAGUACAUGGACCUGAAAUCUCAAGUCGGGGAUUUGGAAGAAAGGUAGACACAGUUUCGAUUCAUAUUUUCUUGUCGUGUAUGUGACAGCUGCUGAAUACUGAAAUUUAAUCUAGACCUGACACACGUUAUUAUUUGUCAGUGAUAAGACGUAGCACCAUGUAUAUAGGU